Molecule: messenger RNA, 3317 nt
Organism: Myxocyprinus asiaticus (Chinese sucker)
Lineage: Eukaryota; Metazoa; Chordata; Actinopteri; Cypriniformes; Catostomidae
Gene: csf2rb
Product: colony stimulating factor 2 receptor subunit beta
Exons: 14
Coding region: 375-2444 (689 amino acids)
Biological process (GO): immunoglobulin mediated immune response; cytokine-mediated signaling pathway
Cellular component (GO): external side of plasma membrane
Molecular function (GO): protein binding; cytokine receptor activity
Source: RefSeq, a predicted model, not a curated record
AUCCCUUUCCUUACAGUUUCCUGGCAGUUGCAAGAAACAUAGAGUGACAUUCUACAUCUGUGUUUACACUGUGUAGCUCUACUAGUGGGUCACGGACAGACGGUCAGGUUUACCUUACCGUUUCAUGUAUCAUAACUGUACCAGACUUACUUUCAUUCUUCAACAGCUGCAUGAAGAUAUGGAGCGUUUAAUAUGAUGUGCACCGGUUCUUUGAUGUGUUCCUUUAAUUAAAAGAUGGACUUUAUAUUCUUUAAAAAUUUUGACAUGGAUUUGAAGGGCAUCAUGUUUUUGUCACUCAAAAUAUCUUGGAGGUAACUGGGAGAUCCACCUGUAAGAAGCAUUUCGCUGGUCUCCGGUCUUGCAUCUCAGCCACAAUGUUUUCCACCUGGAUGCUACAUAUGAGUGUACUUGCUCUGCUUGUCAUAACCACCAGCGCUGACCACUGUCCACUUCAUAAAGUCACACCUGGGACUGGGUCUCCAAUUAUGGAUUCUUUGCAGUGCUACAGUGACUUUAUGACCCAGGUACGAUGCGCAUGGGAGGAUACAAAUGUUCAUUCACACACAGCAGGAAAUACAUCAUCACAGACACUGUACUACAGGGACGUCAGAGCUCGGAACAAAAAUGAAAUACGUUGCAUCUCGAAUGGACCCGGUGUGCUUUUAUCCAAUGGGAAGGUCUCUCACAGCUGUCACUAUAACACCAGAAGGUUUAGCAGUGUAACAUUUCACAAUCUAUACUUCAGAGUACCCUGUUUAUCAAAACCCACAACUCUUAGAGUAGCCCAGCAGGGAAAAGUUCUCGCCCCGAUUGACUUGACAGAGGAGUUGGCUGAUGGGAAAGGUCAUCUGCUGUCCUGGAGAAGCCCUUAUCCAGCAUCCUCAAAUAUCACAGGAACACUCGUGUACCAGCUUCAUUAUCGCAGAUAUGGGGAUGACUGGAUAGUGGUGGACAACAUCAAUGCCUCUAAGUAUAUGAUUGAAAGGGAGUCACUGUUGCCGGGGUAUCCAUACCAAGCCAGAGUGAGGGCACGGGCUGCUGUUGGACUCUGGAGUGACUGGAGCCCCCCAGUGUCCUGGAGGACACACAAUGAUGGUGUCUUUAACCUGCAGUGUGUGAUAGAGGGAGAAACCACUGUGACGUGCUCCUGGCAGAUGAAAACCGAACUUUCUCACUUUAUCUCUUAUCAUCUCUGUGGUCAUGACAAUGACAGCAGCCUAGCCUUUGAAUGUUGUAAAAACCCUCUGCUGAAGUCCAGUGGCCCUGAGCUGUCAGAGUUUACCUGUUCUGUGAAGACCUCUGACCCUUCCCUGUUAACCGUGGAGCUGAGGCCAGUGUACUACAGUAGGGCAUUUAAUAUGGCAAAACAUAUUCAACUUCCGCAACUCGACCCGGUCAAUGUGGAGGCAGAUGGUGUUGUCAACAUAACCUGGUCUUUACCAGAAGUCUCUGAACUUCUUGACUUCCAAAUCCAGCUACAAAUCUGUACCAAAAAGAGCUCAGUGCUCUAUAACAUUACUCAGGGGCAGAGCAGGUUUGAGAUUCUCUCUAGCUCUCUACAACAUUCAAUACAGUACCAGGCCUACAUUAGAUUGCAGCAUAUACCUGAUCCUGAUGGUCUUUUCGUAGUUUGGCCAUCAGAAUGGUCCCAGCCAACGCCAUUUACCAUCUAUCGAGCUUCAUGGCCCAUCAGCAAUACAAUCUACAUGUUGGCUAGUGUGUUUGUGGCUGUGCUCUUCAUCAUCUUGUAUAACAUCCUUCCAGCCUGUCACAGAAGGACAGAGUUAUGGAAGGGAUCGAUUCCCUCGCCCAUAAAUAGCAGAGUAAUUGAGGGAAUGAUCAAGAAGUCUUCCACUGGAAGGCCGGAUCUUCAGAGUGAGAAAGAGAAAACUUCAACAUGUGUCCUCCUGGCUACAGACGAUAUCAGCAUCUGUAAAAGCAGUGUCUCUGAGAAGCCACUUCUAUUACACAGUAAAGACAUGAAUUUAGACCCUACCACUGUCAAAACGCGAUGGUCAGCUGAAUCAAACUACUUCCACUCCUACGUGGGGGAGGGUAUGUGCCAAGACAAAUCAGGCAUGAGCUUCACUGGGCCCUAUAUUCUUUGCUGUGAGGAUUCUAUCCCCAAGGACAAAAUAUCUGAUGUGUUCUCUGAUGGAGAUGACACAUGCAUGCCUGGAAAGUCUGUGAAUUCUGCUCCAAUAAAUGGAGGAUAUGUUAUGACUCCUCCCACCAGCAUGCCUGCAAUUCAAGACUCCGCCCUCUCUAAGAUUUCACCCCUUAACUGUUCUGAUGAUCCCCCUGAGUACACCCCCAGUGUAGAUCAUGGUAGUAUGGUCCUCCCUCAUCCAUCUGGCUACUUCAUGCUGCCAGUGGGCCACGACACUGGUAUGGGCCAAUCAGAGCCUAGAGAGUAUGUUAUGCUGGCAAACUCUGGAACAUAAUGAUCAAAUGACUGGUGGCUUGGUGCUUUUAAAAAGACUGUGUAAACUCAAAGCAACUUUUAAUGAGAGGGGUCAAAAAGAGAGGACCAGGGCUUGAAGAGGACAUGAUAUUGAGCACAAUGAAUGUAGUUCAAAUUUUUGCUUUAUAUAAACUUUCACUUUAAGAGCAUUGUCUAGCUAUGGAUAAGCGGAUCACAUGCUCAUUCUGAAGGGGGUGAAAGUCUCAUUGGAUCUUAGAAAUUCAGAGAGAGUUGAGUUAAAGCUAUUAUGCUGUUGUGCUAUGACAGUCUGACCAACAGAUGACAGUGUUGCGUAAAAUUAAUGUAAAAUGGUAUCUCUAACUAUAGAGUGAACAAUGCAUUAGUUGACAAUGUAAAUUUCUGUUUUUGCCUCACAUCCCAAUGCAGAAUGUGUUUUAUAUCCAUUAUGUCUUUAAUUUAAUUAUUAUCAUUAUUAUUUUUUAAUUAUUAUACUGAAAAAAGUAAAUAAAAAGUAACAAUUAUACAUAGAGUGCAUCACAAGUAUACUGUUCUUUUCCAUUUUUAACCAUAUUUAGAAAAUUAUGGGAAAACUAACUCUUAAAAAAGUCUGAUUCAAUAUUUUUUUCUAUUUUGUUACAAGUAAAACAGCCUAUGCUGACUGAUUAUUUUUUCUUCAUUAAUUAAUGCAAUUACUAAAAUAAUGUUGUGUAGUGUUGUGUUUAUCCCUUCUACUGUGAAAUGGUUUGUAUUAUUUCAAAUGUAAUUAUAAAGAUAUGCUUGAAAAUGAACCAGAUGUUUAAAAUGGUUCAUGCAUUCCUUACGUGUUCUUCAGCAGAAGUGUUUGCAAACUAUCUUUACUCAAACACCAAAUAUUAAAGAUUUUGCUACAUUU